Molecule: messenger RNA, 2367 nt
Organism: Physcomitrium patens
Lineage: Eukaryota; Viridiplantae; Streptophyta; Bryopsida; Funariales; Funariaceae
Product: malate dehydrogenase [NADP] 1, chloroplastic
Biological process (GO): malate metabolic process
Molecular function (GO): L-malate dehydrogenase (NADP+) activity
Source: RefSeq, a predicted model, not a curated record
ACAAAUAGCGACGGAGGCAUUGUGAUUGAGUGGUUCUGUUGCAGCUCUUUUUGUCAGGAGAUUGUCAGUCGUCGCGCCACAACGCAAUUAAUAGCUGGACCCGGGGCAGCAGCAGCUCGUAGGGGUGGCGUUUAGUUAUCCCAGCCAUUGCGACUCGUGGAAGUUGUUGCUUGUAGAGUUCAAGCUUUCUGUCUUUAACCGAUGAGCCUUAUCUUUAAGGACCCAACCUGAAUUACACCACCCUUUUGCAUUCAGGCACUGUAUUCCGCUAAUCAUUCGGUGGCACCAUUGCACACUCUCCCUUCGCUGGACUUGUCGAUUUGUCGCCGUUGGUGAAUCUAAGUUGGUCAAUUCCGUGUGAGAAGAAGAUUCAGCUGGUGUUCAGUUUACGUUGCAAAAUUUUCAGGUUUUUGGUUGUGUGUUCGAGUUUUUGAGGUUGCUGUGCGGGUGGCUGCUAUGGCUGCCGUGGCUGGGAAUCUCGGUGCUCUCACAGCAGCAGUCACCAAUGGCGAUGUACUGGUGAAGCUGGACAAGCGGAAUGUGCUGUCCAGUGCAUUUUUUAGUCGGAAGCUGGUGGCUGCGGGAUCUACCAAGGUGACCGUGAGGCAGCAGCGGGAGGGGGAGAUGAGGCGGGGUGUGGUGGCCUAUGUCGCCCCGAGCACCACUGAGAAGACUGUGAGCGAACCCGAGAGGACUGCGAAUGGGGUUGCAGAGAAACAGACUGGUGGACAAUGUUUCGGCGUGUUUUGUGUAACUUAUGAUUUGAAGGAGGGUGAGAGGCCCAAGACAUGGAAGAAGACGGUGCGUAUUGCGGUGUCUGGAGCCGCCGGCAUGAUUGCCAAUCAUUUGUUGUUCAAGCUCGCGUCUGGAGAGGUCUUCGGCCAAGACCAACCGAUUGCUCUGAAUUUGUUGGGAUCAGUGAGGUCGAGGGAUGCUCUGGAGGGAGUAGCUAUGGAGCUGGAGGAUUCCCUGUUCCCGUUGUUGCGGGAGGUUAACAUCGGGAUUGAGGCAGAGGAGGUUUUCGCCGAUGCCGACUGGGCUCUCCUCAUCGGUGCCAAGCCACGGGGUCCCGGCAUGGAGAGGGCCGACCUGCUUGACAUCAACGGGCAGAUCUUCGCCGAACAGGGCAAAGCUCUGAACAAAGUGGCCAGCCCUGACGUGAAGGUUUUGGUAGUGGGCAACCCAUGCAACACAAAUGCACUCAUCGCAUUGAAGAACGCGCCUCGUCUCAACCCUCGGAAUUUCCAUGCUCUCACUAGGUUGGAUGAGAACCGAGCCAAAUGCCAGUUAGCUCUCAAGGCCGGUGUCUUCUACGACAACGUCUCGAAUGUGACUAUCUGGGGUAAUCACUCCACCACUCAAGUCCCAGAUUUCCUGAACGCGAAAAUCCAUGGCGCUAGGGUGAUGGAUGUUAUUCAAGAUGAGAAAUGGCUGAAGGAAGAAUUCACCCCCAGAGUACAGAAACGUGGAGGUGCCCUCAUUCAGAAAUGGGGUCGAUCUUCCGCCGCUUCCACGGCUGUAUCUAUCGGCGAUGCCAUCAAGUCUUUGAUCACCCCUACUCCAGAGGGCGAUUGGUUCUCAUCAGGAGUGUACACGAGCGGAAACCCAUAUGGAAUUGCUGAAGACAUUAUCUACAGCAUGCCCUGCCGAUCUGCUGGGGAUGGAUCCUGGGAGUUGGUUACCGACUGUGAAAUCGACGACUACUUGCGCGAGCGCAUCAAGAAAAGCGAGGACGAGUUACUUGCGGAAAAGAAUUGCGUGGCUCAUCUUAUUGGUCAGGAGAAUGGUUACUGUGACCUUCCUGAGGGAGACACAAUGCUGCCAGGGGAGCUUUAAAGCAGGUUCAUGAAUAAUUCACUGGAAUUCGACGGAGCUGGUUCUAGUUAGAGCUCCGAUCAUUUUGUUCAACGAGUUCUCUUCUUUCAGGAUGUCGUGUUCAUUCCUUUAGAUAGAGUUUAGUCAGAAGGUAACGGAAUAUAAUGACGAGAUAGGUCUGUUUUAUGCUGUAGGCUUGUCUGUCUGCGAAGAGGUGUGUACUGGUAGGUUCAUUGGUUUAGCUUCUCUGCUUAAGUAUCCUUCAAUUUUGAGACUCCACCUUAUCCCGGUAGCAGCAAGUUAUCCAUUGUCACGUAAGGUAGGUAUGUGCUUGCGGGGAAGCAUUGUGGGUGGUGUCGUAGACGCAUAGGUUAGCGAUGUAGCAUGUGAAAAAACAUCGUAGGCAAUUCUGUUAUGCCCUGAAUUGCGCAAGGCAGUUCACAUUUGGACGAAACUACGAAGUGACCCCUGCAAGUCUGCCGCUGGAGCUUGCGGAUCGUUCUUUGACGUUGAAUCUCUUUAAACGAUCUAUGAAUUUCCAUAAUUUUGGCA